Molecule: messenger RNA, 3693 nt
Organism: Drosophila persimilis
Lineage: Eukaryota; Metazoa; Arthropoda; Insecta; Diptera; Drosophilidae
Gene: 5-HT2B
Product: dopamine D2-like receptor
Exons: 6
Coding region: 250-2985 (911 amino acids)
Biological process (GO): adenylate cyclase-activating adrenergic receptor signaling pathway
Cellular component (GO): membrane
Molecular function (GO): G protein-coupled receptor activity
Source: RefSeq, a predicted model, not a curated record
AUUUGUCGUUGGCCCGCACCUGGUACCUGGUGCCUGGUGCCUGGUACCUAUUUCCGGGGCUGUCGUUUCCGCCAUUUUACAUUUGCAAUUCGAAUUGGCGCGUGAACGUAUUUUUCUCAUUUUGGUCGCAUACUCGUAUGCGUGGGCUAAUUAGCAUGCGGCAUUGCCAACGACAACGACGGCAGCAGCUAGACCCGCAAUCAGAGUAGAGUACACAAAAGGACUAAUAACCCGCGUUGGGCUGAGACCAUGGAGGAGGAUGUGUAUGCCUCGCUGGGUGCCUACAACGACAGCGGCGGCGACGGUGGGUGGAGCAGUGCGGAAACCAGCGUGGACCAGCUGCAGGACCUGCUGCUCUGGGAGGACGGGAGGAACCUCAGCAAGCAGCCCAAUCAGCAGCGGUGGAAUGCCAGCAAUUCCACCGGAGAGCCAAAGCCCAUUGAUGAAUCCCCGUUCGACGCCAACAACUACUGGGCCCUCCUCGCCCUCGUGCUGGUCCUAGGCACAGCUGCCGGCAACAUUCUGGUCUGCCUGGCCAUCGCCUGGGAGCGGCGUCUGCAGAAUGUGACAAACUACUUUUUAAUGUCGUUGGCCAUCACGGAUCUGAUGGUCGCUAUGCUGGUGAUGCCGCUGGGCAUUCUGACCCUGGUGAAAGGAUACUUUCCCUUGGGGUCCGAGCACUGUUUGACCUGGAUCUGCCUGGAUGUCCUUUUCUGCACGGCCAGCAUAAUGCAUCUGUGUACCAUCUCCGUGGACCGUUAUUUAUCGCUCCGUUACCCGAUGAGAUUUGGUCGGAAUAAAACGCGGCGAAGAGUCACUCUUAAAAUUGUUUUUGUGUGGCUGUUGAGUAUUGCCAUGAGUUUACCAUUGAGCUUGAUGUAUUCCAAGAAUCAUGCCUCAGUGCUGGUGAAUGGGACUUGCCAGAUACCGGAUCCGGUGUACAAGCUCGUCGGGUCCAUUGUUUGCUUCUACAUUCCGCUGGGCGUGAUGCUGCUGACAUAUUGUCUGACCGUGCGAUUGCUGGCCCGGCAGCGCCAGAACUUGGGCGGUGGCCAUCAGACGGCAGCCGCCACACCCGGCUGGGCCAGCGGGUGGUUGGGACAGACUCCAGCCUUGGAACGGCGAUGUACUUGGCGUCGUCUGCUAAAGCCGGGCCCAGGCCAAGCCUCCUCCGUGCUGCACGCCCACUCGGCCAAUUCAACGGAUACGGAUCUUAGCACCUUGGACAAUCAUGAGCUCUGGCUACCCGACUCCAGCAUCAAGGAACCCACGCCCACAACAAUGACAGCAUUGCAUCAAUUCGGAGCCGAGAUGCUGAAGCUCUCCCGAGGCCUCGAGUCAGUGGGCUCCUCAUCCACCACAGGAUCGCCCACCAAGUCCGAGUUUUCCAUAUCGAACCACCUGCAGUUCCCCAGCAGCCCCCAGCGCUAUGCAACCCAUAAUCAGUUGCCGCAUCCCCAGCAUCUCCAUGGAAGCGUCUACCACCAACAGACCUCGCCCAAGAGUCGGCACGGAACCACAAUUCUGGGACUGUCGACCACAACCCUGGGAAUAGAGCGAGAAAGCACCCGGAACUCCUUGGCUAGCAGCCGCCUCGGAGGAGACCAGAGCGACGGGACUCUCUCCCAGCUUUCGCAACGCCUGCGAGCCUACAAGAAUCGUCGUCGGGCUUCGUCAGCAGUUCCGGGACGCGAACGCCGCGCAGGCAUCGACGACGCGCAUGAGGAUCCGGACACCCCAACAACGACGCUGAGGCGCCACAAGCGGCACAACAGUUUGCCCAAGAAUGCGCUGUACACAAGACACACCACCGUACAGGAGAGCAUCGAUGACGACGAUGUCGGAGAAGAGGAGAUCAUGGCGCACCGUGAUCAGCAGACGAGGUCAACUGCGAAUGGCAAGGGCUGUCACUCGGAUACCGAGUUGGAUCCACCGCAGGUGAAGCAGUGCCACACUGGCGUCGGUGGCCAAAGCCAACUGUCGGACUACAUGCAGCUGCCCUCGGUGUGCACGUGUCCCUACUUUGGAGAUCGGCCGCUGCAGAACUGUGUGAAGACGGCCGAGGUGAAGAUAAUUUCAUCAACCUUUCGGGUGACCACGACGACAACGGCGGUGAGUAGUUCCCCAAGUGAAAUGGAACUGCUCCUUUGUAGCAGCGGAAAUAAAAAGGCCCUGACCUCCAGUGUGAGUGAGGGCAUAACGGGACCAGGUGGCACUGCAGUAUGCGGUGGAGGAGCCGCCCCGCCCUCUGGCAGCUCAACCCUUAGUCCGCACUCUACCCAGAACCAAAGCAGCUCCUUGACGGUCCAGAGCGAUGGAAGCGGCUACCUAGCUGCUCCCGGAACCCCCUGCCCCGGAAGACGCAAACUGAGUAUCUCGAAAACUGCUUCGGUGGUCACUUGGGAUGCCAGUCGCCAUCGCCGGCGGGGAAGCAGCUUCGGAGGAGUCCGAACCUCACUGCUACUGACUCCGACCAAGACGGCAGCAGCGUCCACUGCAUCUACGCCAUUGAGGCGCUCGGCCACGUUGCGCAGCCACCAGAAUAUGAAUUACCAGGCUGGGACGGAGGGCGGCGGCGGCAGCAAGACUAGGGCGACCACAUCUUCACCAUGCAUGCUGCAGCGGCAGCAGACUGUUCGCUCUCACCAUUCCAGAAACUCCAGUGUGAUCUCGAGGAACUCGUCGCGUCACGGCAGGAUCAUUCGGCUGGAACAGAAGGCCACCAAGGUCCUCGGCGUCGUUUUCUUCACAUUCGUCAUUCUGUGGUCCCCCUUCUUCGUUCUCAACCUAUUACCCACGGUGUGCGCUGAGUGUGAGGAGAGAAUCAGCCACUGGGUCUUUGACGUAGUCACAUGGCUGGGCUAUGCCAGCUCCAUGGUCAACCCCAUAUUCUACACCAUCUUCAACAAAGUCUUCAGGCAGGCAUUCAAGAAGGUCCUACUGUGCCGCUACUCCAGCACGAGCGCAUGGAGACCGAGCAGAUAGCAGACGCCAGUUAAGCCCGGCAAACUCAAGAAGAAGCCCCAGAAAUGCCCCAGCGUGGACUUCCAGGAUUCCAUUGCAUUGCAGCCGCCGGAAGGACCAGGGGCCGUAGGUCAGCGACGCCAGCGGGCAGUCCCUGCCGGAGUCGCCAACAGAAAAGGGGCAAUGGGAAGCAACAGAUAAACCCGCAAACAGAGACAGAGCGCUGUGCGGCAUCCCAGUCCAUUUUGCCUGCGGUCCACCGCACAACGUGUCGUAUACCCAAUUUGUUGGUCGCUCCACAUGUCCUCAUCCGAGUGUGUUUAGCGUGUGCGUGACUGAAUGUCCUCAAGGCUUAAGCGCUUUUGUGGCUCUAAUUAAUUUCAAAUUCAAUUUGCAUACCGAAGACACAUUUCUGGUCAUUCCAAUUGCGGGUAUACUGAAAACUAAAUUUGUCUUGAAUAAUACGAAUGUGGCAAAUAGUAAUUUAAUCCCAUUCAUUUUAACGUUCUGUUCUGUUCUGCUCUCUGUUCCCAUUUGGGACAAGUGUAGAGAGAAAAUCCAUUUCUUCCUUUCGAUAAAGCUAACAGAGGGAGAAUCAGCAUGAGAUAAUAAAACCCCCAAAACGGAGAAUCCCACCAGAUCCAUUGUGAUCAGAUCAUUAUUAUCAAUGCAAGAUGAUGAAAAAUAUGUAUCCCAGCGUUGACUCUGCCUCUCCUCUUGUGCACAAUU